CUUCUUUUCUUUUUUUGAAUAAACAUAUUGUUCUUUUUGGUUAGUGAUAAACAACAAAAUGGCAAUGUGCAAAUCAAUUAAACCAAUGGCUCAGAUGUUGCUAUUACUACUAGCGAUUCAUAUGCAUAUUCUAACCGUUGGUUCAACCACCGAGACCUCUGCCUCAUUCGCUAAACAUAGUUCCGUCACCGUAAAUAAACCGUCUUCUAAGAUCGAUUUUAUAGUUUGGCGGCGAGAGCUAAGAGGUGGAGGAGGAGGAGGAGGAGGAGGUCGUGGUGGUGGAGGCGGUGGAAGGAGUGGUACCGGCGGUACAAGCAGCGGUAACUGCCUCAAGCACUAUGGUCUGUCCAAAAGCCUAUUAUUCAUCGGUAUAUUAAGCUAUUUGCUUGGUGUAUGGUAGAAAGUUUUAAAAGGUCAUUUAACUUUUUAAGAAAAACUAAAUAAUGUAUAAAGAUGUUGAUUAUGUGGUUUGGUGACACUGAUGCUUGAUUUGUAAUACUCUU
Molecule: messenger RNA, 503 nt
Organism: Brassica oleracea var. oleracea
Lineage: Eukaryota; Viridiplantae; Streptophyta; Magnoliopsida; Brassicales; Brassicaceae
Exons: 1
Coding region: 59-400 (113 amino acids)
Source: RefSeq, a predicted model, not a curated record